GAUUUGCCAUCACCAGCCUAAAAAUGCACUGCACUUUGACUAUGGAAGCAGAGGCUGUUGAUGGAUAUAUUACAUGUGACAAUGACUAUUCGCCUGAAAGGGAGCACUGCGGCAUGGCCAUCGACCUCACCUCCAGCACUCCCAACGGGCAGCACACCUCCCCCUGUCACAUGGCAGGCACAAAUUCAGUAAAGCUAGAAAUGCAAAGUGAUGAGGAAUUUGACAGGAAGCCCCUGAUUCAUGAAGAUCUUAUCAGAGCUCAUGAUGGAGGAAGCAGCCUGGAAGAUCCCUUCAUUGGGAGUAACGAGAUGGUGGAUAACAGAAAGAUCCAGGAGCUAUCAAGCGAGGGAGGAAUCCGGCUUCCGAAUGGUAAACUGAAAUGUGACGUCUGUGGCAUGGUUUGCAUUGGGCCCAAUGUGCUAAUGGUACAUAAAAGGAGCCACACUGGUGAACGCCCCUUCCACUGUAACCAAUGUGGAGCUUCUUUUACCCAGAAGGGGAACCUGCUGAGGCACAUCAAGUUGCACUCUGGGGAGAAACCGUUCAAAUGUCCCUUCUGUAGCUACGCCUGCCGGCGGAGGGACGCCCUCACAGGACACCUCAGGACACACUCUGUGAGCCAUCCAAGGCUGGGGAAGCCUCACAAGUGCAACUACUGCGGCCGGAGCUACAAGCAGCGCAGUUCUCUGGAGGAGCACAAGGAACGUUGCCACAACUAUCUGCAGAAUGUCAGUCUGGAGGCUGCUGGGCAGGUCAUGAGUCACCAUGUACCUGCUCUGGAAGAUUGUAAGGAACAAGAGCCUGUGAUGGACAACAAUAUUUCUGUGGUGCCUUUUGAGAGACCUGCUGUUAUAGAGAAGCUGACAAGCAACAUGGGAAAGCGUAAAAGCUCCACCCCACAGAAGUUUGUGGGUGAAAAGUUCAUGAGAUUUGGCUAUCCAGAUAUCCCCUUUGAUAUGAACCUAAGCUAUGAGAAGGAGGCUGAGCUGAUGCAGUCUCACAUGAUGGACCAAGCCAUCACCAAUGCAAUCACCUACCUUGGAGCUGAGGCACUUCACCCCCUGAUGCAGCACACACCGAGCACAAUUGCAGAGGUGGCCCCGGUCAUCAGCUCAGCGUACGCUCAGGUCUAUCAUCCCAGCAGGAUAGAGAGGCCCAUCAGCAGGGAAACAGCCGACAGCCACGAGAACAACAUGGAUGGCCCCAUCUCCCUCAUCAGACCAAAGAGUCGAAUCCAGGAUAGAGAGGGCUCCCCCAGCAAUAGCUGCCUGGAUUCUACUGACUCAGACAGCAGCCACGACGACCGCCAGUCCUACCCAGGAAACGCUGCCUUAACCCCCAAGAUAAAGCCAAACCCGGCUUAUGUGAAGGAGGAGGCCAAGCCUUUGGAUGUCACAAAAGCUUCUAAGGGCUCUUUCAAGGAUAUGUACAAGGUGAUCAACGGAGAAGGGGAGCAGAUUAGGGCUUUCAAGUGCGAGCACUGUCGCGUCCUCUUCCUGGACCAUGUCAUGUACACCAUCCACAUGGGCUGCCACGGCUACCGGGACCCGCUGGAGUGCAACAUCUGUGGCUACCGGAGCCAGGACCGCUAUGAGUUCUCGUCGCACAUAGUCCGGGGGGAGCACACAUUCCGCUAGGCCUUCUCAUCCAAAGGGGACUCCUAUGAAGUACAAGAACUGCACAUGAAGAAAUACUGCACUUACAAUCCCACUUUUCCUCAGACAUUGAGACGCCUAUUUUGUUGUUGUUGCUGUUGUU
Messenger RNA from Cinclus cinclus, 1758 nucleotides. It is a transcript of the gene IKZF2, whose product is annotated as IKAROS family zinc finger 2. The transcript has 9 exons. The coding region runs from base 24 to 1637 and encodes 537 amino acids. Gene Ontology annotation, biological process: regulation of transcription by RNA polymerase II. The record is from RefSeq and is a predicted model, not a curated record. Gene Ontology annotation, molecular function: DNA-binding transcription factor activity; RNA polymerase II cis-regulatory region sequence-specific DNA binding. Lineage: Eukaryota; Metazoa; Chordata; Aves; Passeriformes; Cinclidae.